UUGCACUGUCUGAAUCCGGUUUCACUGUGCUACCCGCCACCCAGGUUCAUCAUUCAUGACAUAAUUGACAUUCCAUUGAUUUCCGGGUAAUCGGGUCUCACCUUUCUCUGAAUUUAAGUGAAGGUCGCUAGCGCCGGGUAUUUUAGCAUCCUCCGACGAGUGAUUAUCACUUCCGGCAGGACAACGCACGGUAAACGCCAAAUAUAAUCAUAUAAAUAGAUCGGCAUGUGUCGGUUCCCGCUGAAAAAAUGAAAUAAGAUGAUUUAAUUACUCUCUCCAUGGCAUCUCGUUCAGGAGGCACUUCAAGAUUGUCUGCCAUGCUACUCGUCUCUGUAUUGCAGGUGCUGUUCCUUGUGGCUCUAGUUAGGGCAGAUAUAUCAGAUGCACCAGUAACUCAAAGGGAACUCAAAGGAUAUUGGCCCCUGCAUGAUUGUGAGCAAUGCGGCAACAGAAAGGUACAGGAUUACAAAAAAAUAUAUGCUUCAGCUGGUCAAGUUGACAACAAUCCAGAUGAAGAGGACAUUGAAAUAAUUGCAACAUAUAGUGAUGCUUCCGGCAACAUUCAAAUCAACUCUGUCAGAUCUAAAUACCUGUCUGCUUCCUGGGUGUGGGAGAACCCUACUGAUAAAAGGCACAAUGAUUUUAAUGUUGUGCAGGCAAGAGAAGAUUCAUUUCAACAUGUGAUGAGUGGAAUGGAUGAUAGAAGUGAGCUUUCUACUGAUGAACAUCAAUUCAAGGAUGGAGGUAUGCAGUAUCAACCAACCAUCACAAUGAACCCAAUAAAGCUCCAGCGACAGAAACUGCGACAGACAAGGAGGGAACUUCGAACUGCAGAACUCAUCCACCAGAACAAAGAGUCUGAAAAGCAAAUGCAAGCAGCAGCAAUUGAACAAUCCAAACAGCUCAACACUACAGUCAAGGGAAGGUACAGUAUAUGGAGGAGAGAAUACGAAAGUCCAAAUUCUGACUCCACCUUGAAGCUUAUGAGGGACCAGAUCAUAAUGGCAAAAGCAUAUGCAAGCAUUGCUUUGUCCAAGAAAGAUCAUGGUCUCUAUGAAUCCUUGAUGAAACACAUCAAAGACAAUCAACGUGCUAUUGGAGAAGCAAAUUCUGAUGCUGAGUUACAUCCGAGUGCACUUGAUCGAGCAAAAGAUAUGGGUCAUGUCUUAUCCACGGCAAAGGACCAGUUAUACAAUUGUGUUGUAGUAGCAAGGAAGUUAAGGGCCAUGCUUCAAUCAACUGAGGAGAGUAUCAAUGCACUGAAGAGGAAAAGUGCCUUCUUGAUCCAGCUAGCUGCAAAGAUUGUACCUAAACCAUUGCAUUGCCUCCCAUUGCAGCUCACAACAGACUAUUUCAUGCAGAAUCACAGAAAUAAAGGUGCAGUGGAGACCUGUAAAGAGAGCUUUCAUCGGUUUGACAAGUAUCUCAACUUCUCUAACCCAAAAAUAUCUGAGAAUUUUGAUCCAAAUGCUUGUGGGUGGGCAUUUGGAAUGAACAUCUUCGACUUGAAGGAGUGGAAGAAGCGAGAUAUUACUGGGAUAUACCACCAUUGGCAAGACAUGAAUGAGGACCGUACACUCUGGAAGCUUGGAACUCUGCCACCAGGACUGAUAACAUUCUACAACCUGACAUAUCCACUGGAUCGGAGUUGGCACGUAUUAGGACUUGGCUAUGACCCUGCACUUAACCAAACAGAGAUAGACAAUGCAGCUGUCGUUCAUUAUAAUGGGAACUACAAGCCAUGGCUGGAUCUGGCUGUGACCAAAUACAAGUCCUAUUGGUCCAGAUACGUUAUGUAUGAUAAUCCUUAUCUUCAACGGUGCAACAUUAAUGAAUAGUCAGCAUAUGUUUGACGUAUAUUUCUCAAUUCUACAUUGUCAUCUUUUUUUUUCCUCGUUACAUUCUAAAGUAUAAAUGGGUCUUUCAUUAC
This is a messenger RNA of Nelumbo nucifera (sacred lotus), 1930 nucleotides long. The record is from RefSeq and is a predicted model, not a curated record. NCBI's taxonomy places the organism in Eukaryota, Viridiplantae, Streptophyta, Magnoliopsida, Proteales, Nelumbonaceae.